Molecule: messenger RNA, 1205 nt
Organism: Marchantia polymorpha subsp. ruderalis
Lineage: Eukaryota; Viridiplantae; Streptophyta; Marchantiopsida; Marchantiales; Marchantiaceae
Source: the annotation of a GenBank genome assembly
AACCACAAACUGGGUUCUGGAUUCUGGCCCCAGUCCAGUUGCAACACAGUAGAGGCCAGCGAGUGACAGAAGGAGAAAGAGGGCAGCGGAAGUGGCUGAACGGGGAGAGGAGGAAGGGAAGGGCGAGGGAGGGAGGCCAGGGGAAACGAGCACCCACUUCCGACGACGACACGCGCAGGAGACAGGCUCUAUCGAUUUAGUCAGUGAUCGAUCGUGGAAAUUAGGAGCUGGGUUGGUCGCUUGGGUGUACUGCGCGGCACUAGCAGCAGCAGCAGGUUGGUGGGUGGACGAGGAGAUUCGGGAGCGGAAGCGAGGUGGUGAUCGGAUCGCAAUUGGGUCACGAUGCUGGCUGCUUUGCGAUCUUCUGCUGCUGUCGUGCGCACCAGUUUGCUGCAACAUUGUCGAGUGAGCGUGGUCGCCACCACUUACAGGGGAGCUCCGGAAGGUAGAAUUGGCUUUGCCAGUGACGCUUCGUCAAACCAGCCUCAUGCGACGUAUUUGGAUAAGACUGAGGUCACCGACCGCGUGCUUGCUUUAGUCAAGAAAAUGGAAAAAGUCGAUCCCGCCAAGGUGGAGCCCACUUCUCACUUUCAAAAUGAUCUCGGACUAGACAGUCUGGACACUGUAGAAAUUGUGAUGGCUUUUGAGGAAGAAUUCCAUAUCGAGAUUCCAGACAGCGAAGCAGACAAGAUCUUUUCAUGCCAGGACGCAAUUCAGUACAUUGCUUCUCAGCCGCGAGCCAAGUAGAUUCGUAUGAAUCUGAUCCAAAAAUUAUGUCUCUUUACCAGUAAUAAUACUUUUCAACAGAUGCAAAUUCCGUGCAAUAUCUUCUGUUGAUACCUUCAGAGCAAGUUUUGAAACUAACAAGUAGAGUCCCUUCAUCAGGGUGUAUUUAAGAUUGACUCACGAUCCUCGUUUUAAUACCAGAACCCCAAUUUUGUGUCUCAAUCUGCUUGUUAUUUUGGUCGGUUGGUUCACGAUUCCGUUUCAUAUUGCAAAUUAGGGCUGGGAAGCGGGUGUACAGGCGGCAUCGAGAGCAGACUGUUUGUUGACUGAAGCCAAUCACUUGAUUCAUGUUUAACCUUUGCUAAGGGUCACAGGCGGGUACCUGUAAUUUAGAAGCUCAACCCCAGCAGCAGUUGUAUAUCGAACAAUUGAUUGAAUCAAAAAAACAUACUACCUUAUCGAAUUGUGGUGGAUUUUAU